This is a messenger RNA of Oenanthe melanoleuca, 3874 nucleotides long. RefSeq names its product cell adhesion molecule 3 (gene CADM3). The transcript has 11 exons. The record is from RefSeq and is a predicted model, not a curated record. Gene Ontology annotation, biological process: homophilic cell-cell adhesion. NCBI's taxonomy places the organism in Eukaryota, Metazoa, Chordata, Aves, Passeriformes, Muscicapidae. Gene Ontology annotation, cellular component: presynaptic membrane. The coding region runs from base 81 to 1376 and encodes 431 amino acids.
AGAGCGGGGAGAGCAGCGGAGAGAGAGCAGCGCCCGCCGCCCGCGCUGCGGCUCGGGCUCCCCCCGCUGCCGCCAGCACCAUGCAGCCCCCCGCCCUCAGCGCCCUCCUGCUCAUCGCCUGCUUCGGCAGCGCUUGGGGAAACCUCUCCCGCGACGAGAGCCAGCCCACGACAUCGGAUGAGACCGUGGUGGCCGGGGGCACGGUGGUGCUCAAGUGCCAGGUGGAGGAUCCCGAUGAUUCCUCGCUCCAGUGGUCCAACCCUGCCCAGCAGACCCUGUACUUCGGGGAAAAGCGAGCCCUGCGGGAUAACCGGAUCCAGCUGGAGCGCUCCACGCCCAACGAGCUGACCAUCAGCAUCAGCGACGUGGUGCUGGCCGACGAGGGCGAGUACACCUGCUCCAUCUUCACCAUGCCCGUCCGGACGGCCAAGGCGCUGGUCACCGUGCUGGGAAUCCCCCAGAAGCCGCAGAUCUUCGGCCACGAGCAGCCCAUCGACGAGGAGAAGGUGGCCCGGCUCAUCUGCCGCUCCUCCGGCAGCAAACCCGCGGCACAGCUGCGCUGGAGGAAGGGCAACAGGGAGAUCAAGGACUCGGGCACUGAGGUGGUUGAGGACCCCAAUGGCAAAACCUUCACAGUGACCAGCAGGGUGGAGUUCCGUGUCACCAAGGAGGACAACGAGGUCGAGGUCACCUGCACCGUGGACCACGAGUCCCUGCAGAACUCUGAGAGGUCAACCACGCAGAAGCUGCAGGUCCACUACAAGCCGACGGCGAAGAUCGAGCCCCACCCGCAGUACCCGCGGGAGGGGGAGAAGCUGCAGCUGCAGUGCGAUGGGCAGGGCAACCCCAUCCCGCAGGAAUUCCUCUGGGAGAAGGAGGGCAGCGACGCGCCGCUGCAGCUCAGCUCGGACAGCGUCCUCAUCUUCCCGUUCCUCAACAAGAGCGACAGCGGCACCUACGUGUGCACGGCCACCAGCUCCAUGGGCAGCGUGGUGGCCAAGUACAACCUGGAUGUCAGCGAUGUUCCCCAGCUCCCCACCCCACACGUUCACUCCACUCCAGGCCCUUCCCAGCCCAUCUCUCAUGCUUCCAUGGCCUCAGCUCCAUCCUUCACUCCAGCUCUCAUCCAAGAUGCCAGCCCAGUGCCCUCGACCUCCAGCACCUACCACGCGAUGAUCGGCGGGGUGGUGGCUGUCAUCGUCUUCCUGCUGCUCAGCCUGCUCAUCGUGCUGGGACAUUACCUGAUCAGGCACAAAGGCACUUACCUGACCCACGAGGCCAAAGGCUCGGACGACGCUCCGGACGCCGACACCGCCAUCAUCAACGCCGAGGGCGGCCAGGCCGGCGGCGACGACAAGAAGGAGUAUUUCAUCUAAAAACAAAAAAAACGGGGGUCAGAAAGAGAGAAAGAGAGAGUGAGAGAGAAAGAAAUGGAGCCAAGAGAACCCCGAUGGCAACAGCAACCAGACCACAAACCCCACAAAACCCAACAGAUUUUCUCUGGGGGACGGACGGACAGAGGGACGGAGAGCAGGGAGAGCCACCGACGCUUCUUGAACUUUGUACAAAUCCAGCCAAGAGCCCCCAGCCCUGUUUGCUUGCUUGCACCUCCAUCCCCACUCAGCCAAACCCACAGAACAAGCUGUGAGUGAGAGAAUUCUUCCUUCUUCCUUUGGAUCUUUUUAUUGCUUUUUUUUUUUUUUUUGGUUUUGUGGCUGCUCUUUGCUUCGGGCACUUGGUUGGGGGUGUUGGGCUGGGGUUGAUGUAGCUCUUCCCUUUGUUUCUCUCUGUUUUGGUUUCUUUGAUAUUCCCAAGGAUAAAAAUCAGCUCUGGGUUCCCAGGGUGAGUUUGGGACUCUGAGUUUGUCCCCCCUCCUCAGUGCUGGGGGUGACUCCAGCUGGGAGCAGAGUCAGACCCUGCCCCAGUUUUAUCCUUGCUGGUUCUUGUGGAGCAGUGUCCAUGCAGGAGCAGAGCUGUCCUCGUGCAGUCAGUGUGUGAAAAGGGGGUGAAAAAUGUCCAGGGUGGGACCCCCAGACAGACCAGGAGCCCCCACAUCUCCCUGAUCCCACCCCAGUGGGAGGGGGGGAAGGCUGAGAUUUUAUUUUGGAAGGGGCAAAUCCAGAGGGGGGAAAAGGCCCUGAUUUUUUUUUUUUUUUUUAAUUUUUCCUAAAUUCUCUGAUUGGAAAUAUUAAUUUGAACCAUCUAUUGAGAUGUUCAGUGCAGGAGGCAGCCCCCCUGGGGCUGGGGCUGCUUCCCUGGGACCCCCAGAGCAGGAGUGGGGUCUCUGUGCCCCCCUUCCCUCCCCAGCCCCUUCCCAGGGCAGGGAUGAGCUUGGAAAGGGCUGAUUGUCCCAACCAACAGUGGCCAAAACAGCUGGAUUUGGGGUCUGGGGGAGUUUGGGUGUCCCCACAGAGGCUUUGGGGUCCUCCUGCCUCUUUCACCAUCACUUCCAAGACAAAACCAAACAUUCUUCCCAACUCUCCAGCACAGCCUUGGGAUGGAGCUGCUUCCCCCAGCACGGUCAGGGACACCCCCAACCUUUGGGAUGAGGUUUCCUGGGAUCCCACAUCCCAGCCUGGGUUGGGGGAGCUGCCCUUGGCUCGGGCACCCCGCGGAUUUGGGGUUUUCUGGAGGAGGGCAGCCUCGCCUGGGAGGUCACCCCUUGGAUUUGGGGUGGUCUGGAGGACGAGGAGCCCCUCCAGGAAGGAAGUAAAAGUCUUUAGGAGUGGGAAACCUCACCUGGGAGACAGAGGAAGAAUUUUAGCAUCUCUUGCCCCCCUUCUAAACCCUGCCAGCACCUGGCACUGGGUCAUCUGUGGGGUGUGAGGGGAGGCAGAGGAGGCCCAGCUCAGUGGCCUUGGGGACACUUUAGGUGUGACAGUGGCUCAGGAGUGGUGGCAGCACCAGGAGGGAGCAGCACACAGAGCUUUUUGGGGUUUCCUUUGCUGGGCACAGCCGUUUUUUGGGGUGUUUUUUCCUCCCUUGCCACCUCUUGGAGGGGUAAUCCUGGGGCAGGGAAGGCUUUUCCCUCCUGGAAUUGAGGUUUUUUUUUGCUGCUCCAAGAGGCAGGGAGAAGAGCCUGGGUUUGGUGUUUUUUGAGGUGUUUUUGGUGUUUUUGGUGUGAGGUGUGGCAGGGCAGCCCAGGCAGGGAGCUGUGGAGGUGUCAGUGUCACCUGUGUGGGGGGGGAUUUGGGGACCUGCUGAGGUGACAGAGAGAAGCUGGAAGGGCUCAGAGGAUCCAUCUGAGCAGGAACCAAAGGGUUCGGUGGAGAUCAGAGCAGCGGAGGAGAUUUGUGUCACACCUGGGGGGGGGGUGACAGGAACAACCGGGUCACAGCAGCGCGAGGCUGUGGGGGUGACAGGGACCCUCCCAAGGAGGGAGGAUUCCAGGUGGGACACUCCACCUGGCAAGAAGGUGCCGGGAAAAGCCCUUCUGGGGUCGCUGGGGGUGCCAGGGUGGGGUGUGACCCCCGUCCUCAUCCCCUCGGGGGGUUGGUGUGACAGCUGAGCAGGGCUGGGUGUGACACCGAGGGGGGAGGAGGGAGGUGACAGAAGCGGUGUCACCGUGUCUGGGAGAGCCCGGGCCGCCAGCUUGGUGGCCCCACAACCCACCCAGUCACGGGGUGGGGCUGAAAGAAUUGAAACUGGGACCCCCCCCCGGGUGGCUGCAGCCGCUGAACUCUCAAUAGACACGAAAGCCAUAUUUUGGGGAGCUCUGGAGAGGCCGGGGGGGCAGAGGCUGGGCUGUGUUGUUGUGCUGUGUUUUUUUGUCUGUACAUAAAAGGGAGCCAACGACCGUCGAUGUGACUUUAUAACCUUUCUAAUAUCCUGUGCUAAUCUCGGAAAAUAAUCCUAUAAAUAUAUCUGGAUUACA